GAAACUCCAUUACCGUUGAGUCAUUGCAAUGCCACUCCCCCAGGUCAUAAGCUUUCUAACGUAUGCUCAACUGCAUACGCGCCUAGCCUAUAGCGCAGAAGCUUUACGUCGAGGUUCCGGGGGAAGCUAUAACAGUUAUCACAUAAGCUAUACGCUCGCGCGAUAGCACUAUUGCGGCUGGUGUUGAUCACUGAUGUCCGACCCAUAGGCCUCGCUGGGUCCGACGCCAGGCCCUUCCUGGCCGGCUACGUCGCGCAGGGUCGGAAGGCUGUCCGCCGAGCCGGGUCCAAGUGGUACAUGCCACUCGCCAUGUACGAGCCGGACUGGCUGCCGUCGUACAUUCACGGCAGCGGCUACGUCGUGUCGCGCGACGCUGUGCGGCCCCUCUUCACCGAGGCACUGACGACGCCCUUCCUCUACGUGGAGGACAUCUUCCUCACGGGCAUCGUGGCCCAGAAGGUGGGCAUCGAGUUGACACACUCGCGUUGCUUCAUCCCCUACUCGGUGUGGCAUCCUUGCGACUACCGGAACUUCAUCUCGACCCACGAGUGGGACCUCCAGCAGCUGCAGGUCGCCUGGCAGAGCGUUCACCAUGCCGAACACCUCUGCCCGCCAGCUGACGAGAGCUUGCUUGCAUGCUCUUAUGCGCGCGUUCUGAAGAAAAACACGUUUCUUGAGCCUUUGUUACCGCAACGCGACCAGACGCGCAUCGUGGUGGGACCCGGCCGGUUUCCUGCGCUUCCGAACCUCCGCUGUCCAGAAUUCCUGGCAAUCGUCGUCUGCAGCGCCGUCGACCACUUCGAGCAGCGCGCAGUUGUGCGUGACACGUGGGCGCGCGACGCCGCGUCCGGGAGGUCCAGCGUAUUCUUCCUGAUCGGCUUCGCCGACAACACGCCGAGCGGAGUGAUCCUGCAAGAGCGUGUUGCCGACGAGAGUGCCCGCUACGGUGACAUCAUACAGGCAGACUUUCGCGACACGUACCGCAACCUGACGCUCAAGUCUGUUUUCCUGCUCAAGUGGGCCUUCAUGUACUGCUCGCGCGCCCAAUUCCUGUUGAAGACGGACGACGACGUCUUCGUCAACGUUCCCAACAUGGUGCACUUGCUAACGGCACUGCAAAGCGCAAGACGCCAAACAGGAUGCAUAGCUCGCUUCCCCCCUGCUUUCUUCGCGACUAACCGGGUCACGUGGUCACGCAGGCCCUUCGUGAUCAGUAACAUGCGGCGCAAUAGCACUGCCGAGCGCGCCUUGGGGCACAAAAACUACCUGCCGCAAUCGGUGUUCGCCACGGACGACCUUCCUCUGUACGGUUCCGGCACCGCCUACGUAAUGUCGUACGACGCCGUGCGACCCCUGUUCACAGAGGCGCUGUUGACGCCGUUUCUCUACGUCGAAGACAUCUUCAUCACUGGCCUCGUGGCUCAGAAGGUGGGCAUCGAUAAGGUCCACUCUGAGUGCUUCGUCUGCUGCCGCGUGGUCCACCAUGCGUGCGAAUACAGGACGCUGGUCACAGCGCACUUGUCGAAACCAGAGCGCAUGAGGGAUGUGUGGAGUUUUGUGCGCAAUUCCAGCGCCGUGUGCCCGAGCCCCAGUGAACGGACUCCGUGCUGGCCAUAUGAGCCGCCCGCACACACGUUGACGCGGCAGCGGCGAUAG
Molecule: messenger RNA, 1656 nt
Organism: Rhipicephalus sanguineus (brown dog tick)
Lineage: Eukaryota; Metazoa; Arthropoda; Arachnida; Ixodida; Ixodidae
Product: beta-1,3-galactosyltransferase 4-like
Exons: 6
Coding region: 298-1656 (452 amino acids)
Cellular component (GO): membrane
Molecular function (GO): hexosyltransferase activity
Source: RefSeq, a predicted model, not a curated record